AUGGGAGGCGAGACGUCCUCUCGAACGACAUCCUCCUAUCCCCAACUAUCGGCGGGCCCAGUUGGACAAAAGAUUCAGAGCAUUUACACUGACCGCCUGCGUCAAUUCACCUCUGGUGGCCAAUACGAAAAAGAAAAUCUCCUUUCCAAGCUCUAUCACGAUAUCUGUGACGACCAAGACCAUGUCAAGCUCUCUGUUUACUCCCCACCUGACCUAUCCCGUCCGACCUUCAAAGAGGCAACUUCCCAUAGCUUCAGACCUACGCAUCGAGGUGAAUCCUUUGGCCCUUCUUGGUCUACGCACUGGUUCAAGAUUCAGCUCACUGUUCCCAAGCAUAUGCUGGGUGGAGAGCAUCUCGAGUUCCAUUGGGAUGCAAACAAUGAAGGAAUGAUAUGGACCCAAGAUGGAAAUCCUCUCCAAGGUCUGACCGGCGGUGGAGAUCGUACAGAAUGGAUACUUCCCGACAGCUGGCGAGACGGAAAAGAACACGUCUUCUACAUUGAAAUGGCCUGCAAUGGAAUGUUUGGCAAUGCUCCUGGUGGUGACAGCAUUCAGCCCCCGGACCCGAACAAAUGGUAUAUGCUGUGGAAGGCGCAGAUUGUGGAUGUCAAUCUUGCUGCCCGUCAGCUGUACGUGGACUUCUGGAUCAUUGGUGACGCCGCUCGGGAAUUCCCCGGUGACAGCUGGGAAAGACAUCAAGCGUUACAAGUUGGCAAUCAGAUCAUGGAUGCGUUCAUUGCGGGUGAUGGCUCCACCGCCUCCAUUGAAAAGGGCCGUGAGAUUGCGCAGAAGUACAUUGGCCAACAUGUUAACUCGGCCAAGGUAUACGAUUCAGACGAGAACAGCAUUGUCUAUGCCAUCGGCCACUGCCACAUUGAUACAUGUUGGCUAUGGCCGUGGGCUGAAACUAAACGCAAAGUCGCACGGAGUUGGUCGAAUCAGUGCGACCUGAUGGACCGGUACCCAGAGCAUCGAUUCGCGUGCAGUCAAGCACAACAGUACAAGUGGCUCAAGAUGUACUAUCCCUAUGUUUUUGACCGAGUCAAAUCAAAGGUCAAGGAGGGUCGGUUCCACCCCAUUGGUGGCAGCUGGGUUGAACACGACACCAAUAUGCCGAGCGGCGAAUCUCUGGUCCGGCAGUUCCUUUACGGCCAACGUUUCUUCGAAAGCAAUUUCGGUGAACGCUGUCAGACGUUCUGGCUUCCAGAUACUUUUGGUUAUUCGAGUCAAUUGCCUCAGUUAUGUCGACUUGCUGGUAUGUCCCGAUUCUUCACGCAAAAGUUGAGUUGGAACAACAUCAACAACUUCCCGCAUACCACGUUCAACUGGGUUAGUUUGGAUGGAAGCCAAGUAAUCUGUCACAUGGCACCGAGCGAGACCUACACCGCAGAUGCACAUUUCGGAGACGUGAAAAGGAGCGUGACUCAACACAAGAGCAUGGACCAAGACAACACGUCCCUUCUGGUUUUUGGCAAAGGGGAUGGCGGGGGUGGUCCCACGCGAGAGAUGCUUGAGAAGUUGAGAAGAUGUCGCGGUCUGAGCGACACGAUCGGACUCCUUCCGCGUGUGCAAAUGGGCAAAUCUGUGGAUGAUUUCUUCGCGAGCUUGGAGAAGAAGGUUGAGGAGGGCACGAAAUUUGUCACCUGGUAUGGAGAACUGUACUUUGAACUCCACCGGGGCACUUAUACAACCCAAGCAAACAACAAACUCAACAAUCGAAAACAAGAAGUGAUGCUUCACGAUAUUGAAUAUCUGGCAACUUUGGCGAGUUUGAAGAGCAAGAGCUACAAGUAUCCAAAGAAAGAGAUUGACGAGAUGUGGGAAAAUGUUCUGCUCUGCCAGUUCCAUGACUGUCUGCCUGGCAGCUCGAUUGAGAUGUGCUACGACGACUCUGAUGCUCUUUACGCCCACAAUGCGAAACUGGGAGAGAAGGUCAAAGAGGAGGCCCUAACCGUGCUUGGACUCUCUCGACACCUCAAAGCAAAUUCCGAACUCGCAGCGGUCAAUACUGCUCCUUGGAAGCGCACGGAACUGGUGCCCAUUCCACACGCCCAAGCCAAGUCGCAGGAGCAACGAUACACGUACGUGUCGGGAGGACCAGGCGUGGUGGCCACCCAUAUUGCGUCGGCCAUCCGGUCCACCGUGUCGGUCAACGAGAUCAGGAAAGGCGUCUUCGUGAUGAAGAACAAUCGACUUGAGGUCGAAGUUGAGGCUGGCUGCAUCACAUCGCUCCUGGAUUUGAAGGCAAACCGAGAAGUGAUUGCGAAGGGCGGCAAAGGGAACCAGCUCGUCAUCUUUGACGACAAACCGUUAUACUGGCAGGCUUGGGAUGUGGAGGUUUUCCAUCUCGAGUCUCGAAAAGAGCUCAAGUCAGAGGCUUCCGAGAUUGUGGAAAAUGGACCCUACAGAGUAAGUGUGGCGACCAAGACUCAGGUCAGCCAAGACAGCUGGGUGAAGACGACCAUCAGUCUUGACGCCCGCGACGGUCAGGACCAGAUCGGAUAUGUCUCAGUCGAGGCAGAAGUUGAGUGGCGUGAGAAGAUGAAAUUCUUGAAGGUCGAGUUCCCCGUGGACGUGGUCAACACCGAAGCAAGCUAUGAGACACAGUACGGAAUUAUUCGUCGCCCCACCCACUACAAUACCAGCUGGGAUAUGGCGAAAUUCGAAGUGUGCUGCCACAAAUUCGCGGAUCUCUCCGAAUCCAACUAUGGCGUUUCGAUCUUGAACGACUCCAAAUAUGGAUUUGCAACAUGUGGCAACCUCAUGAGGUUGUCACUGUUGCGUGCUCCCAAGGCGCCUGAUGCACACGCUGAUAUGGGUCGACACCACAUAAAAUGGGCGAUCAUGCCGCACCAAGGUGCUCUAAGCAGCGAUACCGUUCGAGCAGCGUACAACUUCAACCAUCCGAUGAAAUUGGUGUCAUUGGUCGACGAUAAACCACCGAAAGAAUUGUUCACGGCCGUGACCCUCUCAGGGGCCACAUCGCUUGUUCUAGAUUGCAUCAAGCGUGGUGAAGACGAUGAGGAUGUGUCUCGGGGAGAACUGACUCAACGGUCGGGACAGAGUGUGAUUCUAAGAAUCUACGAGGGUUUGGGAGGAAAGAGCCGAGGAACGAUUGAGACCACCCUUCCCGUCAAGAAGGUGUAUAAGACCAAUGUGCUGGAAGACGACCUGGAGACAGUGAAGAUGUCGGGGAAGAAUAAAAUUAGCAUUGACAUCGAGUUGCGGCCAUUCGAAGUGGCCACAUACAGAUUGCAAUUGUAG
Molecule: messenger RNA, 3264 nt
Organism: Rhinocladiella mackenziei CBS 650.93
Lineage: Eukaryota; Fungi; Ascomycota; Eurotiomycetes; Chaetothyriales; Herpotrichiellaceae
Exons: 3
Coding region: 1-3264 (1087 amino acids)
Biological process (GO): oligosaccharide catabolic process; mannose metabolic process
Cellular component (GO): fungal-type vacuole membrane
Molecular function (GO): alpha-mannosidase activity; carbohydrate binding
Source: RefSeq, a predicted model, not a curated record